Molecule: messenger RNA, 799 nt
Organism: Acanthoscelides obtectus
Lineage: Eukaryota; Metazoa; Arthropoda; Insecta; Coleoptera; Chrysomelidae
Source: the annotation of a GenBank genome assembly
GAUUUCAUGCAAAACGUUAAAAAGAUAUCCUGGAAUAUUUCUUUUGCUUGUUCCAGGAUCGUCCCUGGAGCUGAUGCCCAGUAUUAUGGGCGCAUUCGACGCAAUCAUCGGAGGCAGCCAGAAAGAACGGAACUGUACUGAAGGCGAUCAAAUAAGGACGAGCACUCCGAAACGCAGCCACCAAGUGGGGAACUUCGCUAAUCUAUCGCCUUGCGUCCAGAAGAUCCUCUCGAACGUUCCUGAGCAGGAGAUCUCGAAGAAGUUCAGCUCGGAAGAGACAUUGAAUUCGAGUACGAUACGCAGGUCUACGUAUCGGCCUACCUACAGAUCAUUCCGCUCCCCGGAGAAGCAGAGCCCGCUGAACAGGAGCAACGAAAAGCCUGGACAUAAUCUCGACGAACGUCCAGAAGAUGUUGUCGAACCUCCCCGACGCCGAACUGGUCAUCAGCGCCAGUCAGUUGAACCUUUCCAAGAACACGACGUACCUGCACGCGUCCAGAAGCGAAUUCCUGCACCGCGUUCUGGAACAGCAGGGAGAAGUGAACGCGACGGCGGUAAAAGCGACAGACGGACGGUUAGGGAGGGGGGAGAAGUGACAGAUGACGGUGGGGAAAAAGUGGGGGCAGUGUCAGUGCUACGGGCAGAGGCCGUUGGGCAGCUAUCUGCAUUCGUCGCACGGGAUCGCCUCGAGGACGCCUACCGGGAGGAAAAACGCGGGGAAAUUCUUGCAGGUUAGUAUCUAAAGUUUUAUGCUGUCUGAAAAGUUUCGGAGCAUCGUAUGAAAAAACUAAGAGCUGUG